Metarhizium acridum CQMa 102 is the source of this 4062-nucleotide messenger RNA. RefSeq names its product serine/threonine protein kinase, CMGC, dual-specificity. The record is from RefSeq and is a predicted model, not a curated record. NCBI's taxonomy places the organism in Eukaryota, Fungi, Ascomycota, Sordariomycetes, Hypocreales, Clavicipitaceae. Gene Ontology annotation, cellular component: cytoplasm; cytoskeleton. Gene Ontology annotation, biological process: peptidyl-serine phosphorylation; peptidyl-threonine phosphorylation. Gene Ontology annotation, molecular function: protein serine/threonine kinase activity; ATP binding.
AUGCUGUCGGCACCCUCUACAAACUAUUCUCUACUCUCAUUCGACCGAAAUCGCGAUAAUGGCCAUACCGCCGAAUCACCUGGAUCUUUCGAUUUUCUCCCGUCUGUCAGUUUUGAUGAACUGCACACCAGUAUCGAAUCUGCUUCAACCGAUUUCAAACUUACCCAGUUCCCUUCACCCACCGGCGAAGGAAGCAUUCUUGAGGGGAAAGGUUUAAUGGAAAGGAAACUACCUGAAAGGCCAAUCAUGACGCAGAACACUGGCACAACACGUGGAAGCAUACCGCCUCCGCCGUCUCGACCCGGUCGUUCAGGGUCAAUCUUGCGUCGACCGAGCACCUCGAGCAGGCAGACGAGUGUGUCCUCAGUCGUGUCUUCUUCCUCUGGUGGCACACUGGAUGCCCCUUCUGCGCCCGCAGCUAUGCGAAAUCGUCGCCAGAGUCAAUUUCCCCCAGUUUCAAAUGCCGCCGCCCCCAGGCCACCUCGGAAAUCCAUGGGGCCUGGAGUCAUCGCAGAUUCGGACCUGGCCGCCCGAAAUGCACCUGCCAGGCGCACCAGUCUGUUGGGAGACAAAAAUGCCCCCCGGGACUCUACAAGACGGUCUAUUGACGGUGGUUCUGUAACUGGUUCAGACUCAACACGCAAUUUGCCAACAUCGCGGGCAAUCAAGGCAAAAUCAGUUCAGCCACCUCCGCGGACGAGUCAGACGAACUUGCUCGGGGGGUCUACUCUUACUCCAGAGCAACACCGUUUAUCGACCCUGGCUCCUAGAUCUCCACGUGUUGGCGCAAAGGCAGGUACCCCAUCAUCUGGCUCUAGCAAAAGGAUGUCGAUGAUGCCGGGCAGCCACGCCACGGGAUUAGGAGCUCGUACAAUCAGCCCAACUGACACGAGAAGAAUGAAACGCUUGUCCAUGAUGCCACAAUCACAAAGCUUAAACAUGCUUGCGAAUGUGCCUCCACCUCCUCCGCCAGUAUCAAUGGAUGUGCGAGCGGAGUCUCGAUCUCCAUCCAUGAUCCCACGCAAGGCCUCCCUGACUCCUUCUUCCGCCAGAACGACCCCAGAUAUAAACAAUCGAAAGUCGUACAGCUCCGGUCUCUCUGUAGGCUCUACGGCUAGUUAUAAUACUGUGAGGACGUCUACGGGAUCUGUUCAACCUCGUCUCCCUCUACCAUCGUCUGCAACUCGAUUGCCGGCGCCCAAGCACGGCAGCACGCACAACAAUUUGCAAACAGACGAUGAUGAAGACGUUCCCCCUGUUCCUGCCAUACCCAAAGCCUAUGAAUCGCCAAAGGAAUCCCAUGCUGAGACGUACUUUAUGGAAAAGAAGAAAUCGAGCCUCAACAAUCUCGACUCAACGAGUAUUCAUAGCAAUUCGACUAGUAGCAUAUCAAUGCCAGUCCACCUCGAGCCUACCAAAGUUCAGCAAAAGGCGAAUGUCAGAAAGAACACCUAUGCGGGGAUAACCGCUGUUGAAGAAGAGAAUCAAGAAAUUCAGUCUAGGAAACAGCUGGAACCACUGAGUCUACCGCCUCUUAAUAUUGGGCCAUUGAACUUUCCUUCCACCUCCAAAGUCAAUGGUCAAACUUCUUCUCAUCGAGAUCUCAGCCCACCACCUUCACGACAAGUUCCCAAGACUCCUACAACACCUAUAACGGCAUCGAAGAGUUCAUUCUUCUCCAAGAGUCGGUAUGACGAAACGUUGGAACUUCCCUCUCUUAGGAGCAGUACCUCCGCUCAUCAUAUCCGCCGAGUUACGCAGACCCCCCCUGAUGGCAUCUCUUCAGAUUCGUCCCCUAGCUUGAUUGAGCCGAUCCACAAGUCGAGCAUCUCCCCCUUUCUAUCGUCGUCUUUGCCUAAAGGAGGCUUUGAGGCUGGGCACCUGGAGAGGUCCAAGACUGGAGGGGAUUGUGCCACCAUUACAGGAGCUUUUUUGGAGCCCAGUGCCGAACGAAAGCCUUCUGGCCCUCGAGAACUGAACAAGGCUAAGCCUAUCCCGCAGUCUCCACCAGAUACUGCAGAGACUCAAGGACCUCAAAGUCCCUCCUCCAAGACAUCCCUUCGGAGAAAGCUUAGCUUGUCGUGGAAGCGAAGCAACUCCAAGUCCGGUUCUGUUGACACGGCUGAUAAAUCUGGCACGCAGCAGCCGCCAAAAUCAGAUGGCAUGCCGCCUCCCCGGAUUCCUGUCUCAUCAUCUGCUGCGGUGGGCGGUUACUCCGGUCUCAAACAGCCCAAUCCUAGUCCCAUCGUAAACACGAAUUCUCAUGGAGCUAAUGCUGAUAUCAGAAGACGGAAGAGCUCGGCAGCAAGUUUAACGAAUUACGGGGCCCCCAGUCGCAUCAAGAGCGAUACAUGGCACGCUCAUCAAGAAGGACUUGACCCCAUUGCUGUGCCUUCGACCAGAAGCGCUAGUGGCGUAUCGAAUAAGAUGGUCAAGCCCAAGUCAUCCGUUAAUGCACUCCGGACUGUUGGUUCUUGGACUACGGACCCCGAUAAAGACGAUAUUGCUGCUGAAGAAGAAAUGCGCAAGCUAGGAUCUCGACGAAAGGAAACCGAGAUUGCUGGCAGGGCAUUGGACGCCUUGAAGAAGAGGGCAACGCCAAAGGAGCGUGUGGGGUCUCAGGAUGCCAUACGGAUUGCUAUGCUCAAUAUAUAUGAACGAGGCGAAAUUAUUGACUACAACGACGUAUACUUUUGUGGAACCCAAAAUGCCCGGAAAGUUGUGGGAAACUUGCAGUCAGACACUCCAAAUUUUGGCUAUGAUGACGAACGCGGUGAUUACACUAUUAUCCCAGGUGAUCACCUUGCGUACAGAUAUGAGAUUGUGGAUAUUCUUGGAAAGGGAAGCUUUGGACAGGUUGUUCGGUGUAUUGACCACAAACUUGGGGUUCUUGUUGCCAUCAAAAUCAUUAGGAACAAGAAAAGGUUCCAUCAGCAAGCUCUUGUCGAGGUCAAUAUUCUUCAAAAGCUUCGCGAAUGGGAUCCCAAGAAUAAACACAGCAUGGUCAAUUUCACGCAGAGUUUCUAUUUCCGCGGCCACCUUUGUAUCUCGACGGAACUCCUGGAUAUGAACCUUUACGAGUUUAUUAAGGCACAUUCUUUUCGUGGGUUCUCUUUGAGAAUUAUUAGGCGAUUCACGAAGCAGAUCCUGAGCUCUCUAGUUCUGCUUAAGCAGCGUAAGGUCAUUCAUUGCGACUUGAAACCCGAAAAUAUUCUUCUGAAGCAUCCUUUGCACUCGGAAAUCAAGGUGAUCGACUUUGGAUCAAGUUGUUUCGAGCAUGAGAAGGUAUACACGUAUAUCCAGUCAAGAUUUUAUCGAUCCCCAGAAGUCAUUCUAGGUAUGACAUAUGGCAUGCCCAUCGAUAUGUGGAGUGUAGGUUGUAUUCUGGCCGAACUUUACACAGGGGUUCCCAUUUUCCCUGGUGAGAAUGAGCAAGAGCAGCUGGCAUGUAUUAUGGAGGUGUUUGGACCCCCCGAGAAGCAUUUGAUCGAGAAGAGCACGAGAAAGAAACUAUUCUUCGACUCUAUGGGGAAACCGCGGUUGACUGUAUCGUCGAAAGGCCGACGUCGUCGUCCGUCGUCAAAGACCCUGCAGCAGGUGUUGAAAUGCGACGACGAAGCUUUCUUGGACUUCAUUGCUCGUUGCCUGCGAUGGGAUCCUGAGAGGCGACUGAGACCCGAGGACGCCGUUCGGCAUGAAUUCAUCACGGGUCAGAAAGUACCAGUCAUCAUCCCAAGGCCGCCAGCCAGGGAAUCGUCGCCGUCGAAACGAGUCAAUCCCCUUUCGGCCCCUCGCCCCCUACCCGACCCUCCAGCUUCUAUCGUUAAAGGAGUUGGCGGUUCCAUGCGGACUGGCAUUAGCCCCCACAAGCCGGUAUCUGGCACUUCAAGAAGAACCUCCGGGGCUACAGCUGCUACCGCUGCUAGCAUCAACAGACGAACCAGUGCGGGCGGUUCCAUUAGCAGUAUCAGCAGUCUACCUCGUGCCGCUGGUCGAACUGCUAGUGGCAAACAGGACCUUGCAGCAGCUGGUGCGUCGGCCGCAAUGAGCCGACGAGUAUAA